AUGCCAGAAUACCCACAACCAACCGAGCAACGAGCUUUGGAACUCCAAUCAAACUACAAUACCAUACUCUCCAAAGUCCACCAGCUAAACCCGCAAACGCAGCUAGUGGCAGUAUCGAAAUUCAAGCCCUCAUCGGAUAUCAUGGCUCUAUAUAACAUCGGAGUGCGCCAUUUCGGCGAGAACUACGUGCAGGAACUCGUGGCCAAGUCCCAGGAAUUGCCCCAGGACAUACGCUGGCACUUUAUCGGGGGGUUGCAAUCGGGCAAAGCCAAGGACUUGAGCAACAAAGUGGCCAACUUGCACGCGGUUGAAACCAUCGACAGCUUGAAGAAAUGCAAGCAGUUGAAUGACGCGAGGGUGAGGAAAAAUGGCGAGGUUGUCAAUGUGUUUUUACAGGUCAACACCUCGGGCGAAGAGCAGAAAUCGGGGUUUGCUGAUGAAAAAGAUAUGGAGGAGACGAUCGCGUAUCUUCUUGAAGAUCCCAGCUGCACAAAGUUGAAGCUCAUGGGGUUAAUGACGAUUGGGUCCCUUGCUGAGUCGACGGGUGCUGGUGCCGAUGGAGAAGAUGAGAACCGAGAUUUCAAGAAAUUGCUCGAAAUGAAAAAGACGUUGGAUGAGGUUUACAAAUUGGAUCUUCAAUUGAGCAUGGGUAUGAGCAACGACUUUGAGCAAGCAAUCAAACAAGGCAGUACCAGCGUCAGAGUUGGUUCUUCCAUCUUUGGAUCGAGGCCUACAAAGAGCACAUAG
This is a messenger RNA of Lodderomyces beijingensis, 747 nucleotides long. The record is from the annotation of a GenBank genome assembly. NCBI's taxonomy places the organism in Eukaryota, Fungi, Ascomycota, Pichiomycetes, Serinales, Debaryomycetaceae.